AUGAAGUAUUACUGGGUUGUGUUGUGGACGCUGUGGGCAGGGCGACUGGUCAGGCAGCCAACGAUACCAGUGCGCGUUGAGAGCGGUCUAUUAAGGGGAUCAAUAGCUGCAGAUGGGUCACACAUCAGCUACUUGGGUGUACCUUACGCUUCUUAUGAGGAGAGAUUCCAGCCGUCCCAUCCGAGACCAAAAUGGGAAGGUAUACUAGAAGCGACAGAAGAACACAUAAGGUGUUCACAAAGAUUCACAAACACCUUCAUAUCAGGACAGGAAGACUGCCUGACGCUAAACAUUUAUACACCUUUUCGACCGGCUGAUAAACUUCGUCCUGUAAUGCUUUUUAUCCACGGUGGAGGCUUCAGGGAUGGAUCUGGUUCACCAUAUCUGUAUGGACCAGGAUAUUUAGUAAAACACGAUAUUAUUCUAGUCACAUUUAAUUACAGACUUGAAGUCUUAGGAUUUUUAUGCUUAGGUAUUAAAGAGGCUCCUGGUAAUGUAGGUUUAAAAGAUCAGGUGCAAGCCUUGCUUUGGGUUCAAAGGAAUAUUAGAAUAUUUGGUGGUGACCCUAAUAGAGUAACGAUAUUUGGUGAAAGUGCAGGGUCAGCAUCUGUAUUUUAUCAUGUUUUGUCGCCGUUAUCUAAAGGACUCUUCCAAAAGGCGAUCAUGCAAAGUGGUUCUGCGAUUUCGCCGUGGAGUCUCCAAUUUGAGCCCAUCGAAACAGCUAAACAAUUGGCAAAACAAAUGGGUUACGAAUUAGACAAUCCUCAUCAGCUGUACGAACUGUUUAAAAGCAAAUCGAUCAAAGAAUUACUCAGUACAAGAGUACCAAGAGGUGAGGGCGACGUUGUGCUCUCAGAAAAUAUCUUCGUACCUUGUGUUGAGAGGAAAAUACUAAACGAAAACCAGUUUCUAACAGACGUACCGUAUAACUUGAUUUCUAACAACGCAUACAACAAAGUACCUUUAAUUAUAGGUUAUAACAAUGCUGAAGGUUAUAUGUUUGUUGGAAAAGAAAAUGCCACAACGAUAAGUAAUUUUAAUUACUACGGAGCGAUGCCUCGCGAUCUGUUGUUUCCAUCAGAUGAAGUCAAAAUCAAAACGGCAGAAGAUCUUAAAUCAUUAUACGAUAACUCGGAGUUAUCAGAUGAUUUGUUAGUUAGAUUAUCAAAAUUCGAGGGUGAUUCUGGUAUCAUAUACCCUGUAACUAUAACAACUGAAAUGUUAGCUAACACUAAUACAUACCCGGUGUACGCAUACAAGCUUUGUUAUGAUGGCUGGAUGAAUAUAAUGAAAUUAUUGUUUGGAUUUUCGAAGUAUCCGGGAGCGACUCAUGCCGACGAUAUUUUUUAUAUGUUUAAAUUAAAAAUAACGUUACCACCGUCGUUUUUUGAAGUUGACAUGAUUAAUAAAAUCACAACGUUGUGGACAGACUUCGCUAAAUAUGGGGAUCCAACACCAACAGUGACGAAAGAAUUGCCAACUAAAUGGUACCCAGUAGACAAAAAAGAUCCACAUUUAUUUAUAAUCGACAAAAAAUUCUCAAGGCAGCGACUUUGGACGGACGAAAUGCUAUUAUUCUGGAAUAGAACAUAUUCGAAGUACAGAAGAAAGUAAAAAACUUUUACAUAUCAAGGGAUACUGUGCCAAGUACUCGUGUAUCACGCUCUGACGGAAAUAUUUCUGACGGAAAUAUUUCUGACGGUAAUAUUUAUAACUAUUGGGUUUUUAACUAAGAAGUAAAGUAAGUUGAGGAUAAGAAAGACACAAUUAGAAAACAAAAACAUGUUUUAUAUGAUAUCUUUGCUCAAUUUAAAUAAUUCUAUUUCGCUGAAUUGUUUAUAUUCAAUGCUGAUCUCAUUCUAAUUCAAACUCUUGCGAUAUAAAAUAAGGGGUAAUAUAACAAAUUUGAAAACUUAAGUUAGGACAUUCAGGUCUAAGUUAAAACGGAAAUAUGAGAAUGAUGUCCGUUUUUAUGGUGAAGGAAUCGAGUGUGAAAUGACUGAAUGGAGCUGACGCUAGUAGUCAACAGACGGGAUGUAUGUUCCUGUGCUUUCAUCACACUACGAAAUAGAAAUUAAGUAUUAAUUAAUGUUUUGUAUAGAUAUUUAAUGUUUAAAGUUUUCAAUAAAUUUAUUUUAUAUUUUUUAACAUAUAUAACUUUAUAUGCCAGAUAUGUUAUUGUAGAUAAUUUACUGAUCAAA
Melitaea cinxia (Glanville fritillary) is the source of this 2201-nucleotide messenger RNA. Its product is annotated as esterase FE4-like. Bases 1 to 1614 code for a protein of 537 amino acids. NCBI's taxonomy places the organism in Eukaryota, Metazoa, Arthropoda, Insecta, Lepidoptera, Nymphalidae. The record is from RefSeq and is a predicted model, not a curated record. The transcript has 3 exons.